This is a messenger RNA of Cryptomeria japonica (Japanese cedar), 837 nucleotides long. RefSeq names its product putative leucine-rich repeat receptor-like serine/threonine-protein kinase At2g24130. Lineage: Eukaryota; Viridiplantae; Streptophyta; Pinopsida; Cupressales; Cupressaceae. The transcript has 2 exons. Bases 1 to 753 code for a protein of 250 amino acids. Gene Ontology annotation, biological process: protein phosphorylation. The record is from RefSeq and is a predicted model, not a curated record. Gene Ontology annotation, molecular function: ATP binding; protein kinase activity.
AUGUCAAAUGGAAGUUUAGAGAGAUGGUUGUAUCAUCUCGAAGGUGGUAGAUUUAGAUUAAAUUUGAGUGAUCGAAUAAGGAUAGCAAUGGAGAUAGCAGAAGGAAUGGCAUAUCUUCACCAUUAUUGCUUUGUUCAAGUGAUUCAUCGUGACCUCAAGCCCAACAAUGUCCUGUUAGGAGAUGACAUGACUUCAUACAUAGCAGAUUUUGGCCUUCCCAAUAUUAUUUUUGGCAAUUCCGUGGAUUCUUUGACUUCUAUAGAUGCACUUAAAGGAUCUGUUGGCUACAUUGCACCAGAAUAUGGAAUAGGUGGAAAGCUUACUACAAAAGGAGAUGUAUAUAGUUAUGGAAUUUUAAUUCUAGAGUUGUUCACAAGGAGGAGACCAACAGAUGAUAUGUUCACUGAAGGAAUCAAUCUACAAAAAUGGAUAGAAAUGCAUUUUCCAAAUAGAAUCUCAGAUGUGGUGGAUAAUUGUUUGCUUAUAGAUGCUCAUGAAUCAGGGACAUCAAUGGUAAUAGAAUGCCUUACUCAAUUUAUGCAAAUUGGGCUCUUUUGCACAAGGGAGUCACCUCAAGAGCGACCUGAUAUGACUGAGAUAGUUGAGAGAUUAAAUACAAUCAGAGGUGCAUUUCUUGAUACACCUAAAACUCCUCAAUUACCAAUAGACAUCUCACCUUUUCUUGACAAUACAAGAGAUAUAAAUAUGGCUGGUUCAGGGAACAAUGAAGGUUCAUCUACAUCUACUUCCUAGGUCUACAUAAAUAUUGUUGUUUUGUUUGCUAGUCAACUAGAUAAUAAUAAUGUCCAUGUAUUAUAUUUUGUAGUUCAUUAUAUA